Molecule: messenger RNA, 2260 nt
Organism: Leptinotarsa decemlineata (Colorado potato beetle)
Lineage: Eukaryota; Metazoa; Arthropoda; Insecta; Coleoptera; Chrysomelidae
Product: probable cytochrome P450 305a1
Biological process (GO): xenobiotic metabolic process
Cellular component (GO): intracellular membrane-bounded organelle; cytoplasm
Molecular function (GO): iron ion binding; oxidoreductase activity, acting on paired donors, with incorporation or reduction of molecular oxygen, reduced flavin or flavoprotein as one donor, and incorporation of one atom of oxygen; steroid hydroxylase activity
Source: RefSeq, a predicted model, not a curated record
GUUCGUGAAUUGAUAUUUUACCACGGUCAAGUCCAGUCGAUCUUAUAUAAAUUAUGUAUUAUUUAUUAAUGUUGACGAUCUUUCUGUUAAUUUUAUAUCUGAUUAGAGCUGUCAGGAAACCUAAGAAUUUUCCGCCAGGUCCAUUUUGGUUUCCAAUAAUUGGAAAUGUAUUCCAACUGAGGAAAUUAACAGCAGCUUUAGGAGGGCAAUAUUUAGCGUUUUCCAAGUUGUCGGAAGAUUAUGAAUCAAAUGUGAUUGGACUGAAAUUGGGAGUGAAUAAGGUGGUAGUAGUAUUGUCAUAUGGCGCAGUAAAAAAAGUUCUUACUUCCGAAGAAUACGAUGGUAGGCCUGACAAUUUUUUCAUCAGACUUCGAUCAAUGGGAACCAGAAAUGGUAUAACUGGUACUGACGGAGAGCUCUGGAAAAUCCAAAGACAUUUUGUAACUCUUCAUCUUCGCCAGCUUGGACUGGGUAAAAAACCUAUGGAAAGUCAUAUUCAAGACGAAGUUUCUGAAAUGUUAACGGUUCUGGAGAAAAACAAAAACAAAGAACUGGAAAUUGAAACAAUUAUGCAGAUUUCGGUGCUCAAUGUAUUAUGGGUAUUUAUAGCUGGUUCCAGAUUUCAAAGAAAUCAUGUUCGCCUCGUAGAACUAUUGAAACUUUUGGAUGAAAGAGGAAAAGCUUUCGAUAUAGCAGGUGGUGCGCUCAACCAUAUGCCCUGGUUGCGAUUCCUGGCUCCAGAAAAAACAUGUUAUAAUUUGGCACUGAAAGUUAACGAUAAGUUCAAAGCGAUGUUGAUGGAACCUAUUCGAGAACAUUUUGAAACAUGGACAGAAGGGCGAGACGAUGACUUGAUUCAUUUUUUUAUCACAGAAAUGAGAAGAGUUCGGGAUGAAGAAACGACAUUUACAGAAACUCAACUACUGAUGGUUUGCUUGGAUAUAUUUCUGGCUGGAUCGCAAACUUCGAGUAGUACUCUUACUUUCGCAUUUCUGAUGAUGCUUCUGAAUCCUGAUGUAAAAAAGAAAGUACAUGACUGUCUUGAUAAGGAGUUUGGAAAAUCUGAACCUAUAACACUUAGUGAAAGAAACAGAGUUCCUUACGUAGAAGCAGUUCUCUUUGAAGUAGAGAGGAUGUUCACAACCACUCCAAUAAUUGGACCACGAAGAGUUCUGAAAAACACUGUACUGGAAGGUUAUAACAUACCGAAGGAUACCACGGUAUUAAUGAGUUUAUAUUCCCUGCACAAUGAUGAAAAAUAUUGGACUGACCCCGGAAUAUUCAGACCUGAGCGAUUUUUGGACGAAGAAGGUAAAUUAAUAUUCCACGAAAGACUAUUACCAUUUGGUUUAGGUAGAAGAAGAUGUCCAGGAGAAAUAUUAGCAAAAAGCUGCAUAUUUUCAUUUUUUUCCGAAGUUAUGAGAAGCUACAACAUAGAAUCUCCCCCUGGUACUCAAGUACCUUCUGGUAAACAUCACUCUGGAAUUACUUUGAUACCACAAAAAUAUAGAGUUGUAUUCGAUAAAAGGCACUUCUGAAUAUUUCAAUGUUGUAUGUUAAACAAGUGGAAACAAUUUCCUUAAAAACUAUUAGAAAAGGUAACAAAUAUUGUGCUUAUGAUGAAAAAAAUAAAUUGAAGUUCAUCCAAGGUACGAGGGAUUUCCAUCGAAAGUAGACCUUCUACUGAAAAAACUAAAUACAAAAACUUGCACGAACCAUUUUUUCACACGUAACACACGAUUUUUGGUGGAAAUUUAUCUAUUUGUGUUCUAUAUAUUUUUUAAUCGAAAUAUUCAGUAUGCUAUUUCAUUUUCAUUUUGAAGCUACUAAAAUACCUCUUUUUCAGCCGAAUUACUCAUGUGCUGUUAAAGCCUAGUUUUGAAAAUUAACACUGGUACUUUUUAAAGUAUCUACUUUCAGAUGGUAUAAAUGAAAUCACAUUUUUUUGUAAUUUUUUUUCAUGGUAACGUUACUUGUACAUCAUACAUUAGCAUCAUCCGGAAGAUGUUUCAAUAAAAAAGGCCACUGAUGAUUUUGACAUUCAUAUUUUGAUUAGGCACAGAAUUUGGAAUGACAAAAUCUUCCAAAUAGAUAUGUAGAUUUUUUAAUACCUACAACUCAAAGAGGUGUGAUUCCGGUGAAAUUUGUGGAAAAUUAGACUUCACUCCUCCAUCAAAUUUCAAGUACAAUAAUUUUCAUGAAUAUUACUGCAAUUUAAUCCCAACACCAAACCGUUAUUUUCAACACGUAUACACGUGUU